Messenger RNA from Triticum dicoccoides, 1289 nucleotides. RefSeq names its product GDSL esterase/lipase EXL3-like. Gene Ontology annotation, molecular function: hydrolase activity, acting on ester bonds. Lineage: Eukaryota; Viridiplantae; Streptophyta; Magnoliopsida; Poales; Poaceae. The transcript has a single exon. Bases 102 to 1226 code for a protein of 374 amino acids. The record is from RefSeq and is a predicted model, not a curated record.
GCGCCGAGAGAGCCAUGAGCCAUGCAUAAAUCCAGUACCCCCUCCAACACUCACUCUCCACUCGCUCCACUACACCUGCACCGCAUUCAAUCUAUCCACCAAUGGCAACGGGCGUGCGGUGUGUCUUGAUCUUGCAGCUGCUGCUGCUGCUGCUGGUGGCGGCGACUGGUGUUUCCAGCCGAACCACGUACACAGGCAGCAGCGCUGCAGGUGAAGGGACGGCGCCGGCGAAGCCGAAGAAGAUGGUGCCGGCGCUGGUCGUGUUCGGCGACUCCAUCAUGGACCCGGGCAACAACAACGCCAUCCACACCAUCGUCAAGGCCAACUUCCCGCCCUACGGCCACGACUUCGGCCCCGACCACCGCCCCACCGGCCGCUUCUCCAACGGCAAGAUCCCCACCGACUUCUUGGCCUCCAGGCUAGGCCUCAAGGACCUGCUGCCGGCGUACCUGGCCCCGGACCUCACCAGCCACGACUUGCUCACCGGCGUCAGCUUUGCCUCGGGCGGCACGGGGUACGACCCGCUCACGGCGCAGCUCGCCUCGGCCAUCUCCAUGACGGACCAGCUCCGCAUGUUCGACGACUACAAGCAGAAGGUCCGGGCCGCCGCCGGCGACGCCGCGCUCUCGGACAUCCUGGCCAAGGGCAUCUUCGUUGUGUGCACCGGCAGCAACGACGUGACCAACACCUACUUCACCCUGCGCGCGCGCAGCUCCUACUCCCACGCCUCCUACGCGUCCUUCGUCGUCGCCCACGCCGCCGCCUUCCUUGACGGCCUACUCUCCGCGGGUGCCCGCCAUGUCGCCGUCAUCAGCCUCCCGCCCGUCGGCUGCAUGCCCUCUCAGCGCACGCUCUCCGGCGGCAUGGCCCGGGACUGCUCCCCCGGCCCCAACGAGAUCGCUGAGAUGGUGAACGCCGGCAUGGGCUCCGCCGUGGACUCCCUCAAAGCGAACAACCCGGGGGCGAAGGUGGUGCUGGUGGACAUGUAUGGGUUCUUUAUGGACAUGAUGGCGCGCCCCCAGGGGUACGGGUUCAGGGAAUCCACGCUGGGCUGCUGCGGCACGGGCAUGAUGGAGGUCUCCGUGCUCUGCAACGGCGUCACGUCGGCGGUGUGCGGGGUCAUUGCCGACUACCUGUUCUGGGACAGCUACCACCCCACGGAGAAGGCCUACGGGAUCCUCGUCGACUUCGUCUACGACGAGUACCUCCAGAAGCUCAUCGAGUAGCUAGCUAUACCCUACCUUGGUCUUUCUGCAAUUGCCAUUUCUGUGCGUUUGUAGAUGGUACUC